Messenger RNA from Clonostachys solani, 1044 nucleotides. The record is from the annotation of a GenBank genome assembly. NCBI's taxonomy places the organism in Eukaryota, Fungi, Ascomycota, Sordariomycetes, Hypocreales, Bionectriaceae.
AUGACGACUCAUGUUGUUUUGGUUACUGGUGCGAACGGCUACAUCGGCAAUGCCGUCGCGAGAGCCUUCGUCCGCGCUGGCUGGCUUACGUAUGGCCUUAUCCGAUCUCCUCUGUCCGCGCAGAAGCUCGCAGCGGAAGAGAUCAUCCCUAUAGUUGGGACCAUUGAUUCUAGAGAGACCCAUGAGAGUAUUCGCAAAGCUCUGCCAGCACGCCUCGACGCCAUAGUAUCUACGACCGAAUCAUUGAAGGACUACGGGUUUCACUUCGAGAACACCAUCCACCUGCUUCGCCUUCUGGGUGCUUCCAGUACCGCCGCCGGGGGACAGCCGAUUGUCAUCUUCACCUCGGGGUGCAAAGACUACGGGAUAGGGCCACAUAUACACGGCGAGCCUGGGCCCCCUCCGCAUACAGAAGAGACGCCACUCAGACCGCCGCCCGUCGUGGCGGCUAGAACGAAGCACUCGGUCAACAUAUUCAACCAUACAGACGUUUUCCUACCCGUCCUGGUAAGGCCUACCAACGUCUUCGGGAGGGGGUCGACUUAUUACCAGAACUUCUUUGCCGUCGCUAAGCAAAUGGCGGAUCAAGGGGGCAGGCUUGUCAUGGAGGCUCCGCCAAAUCAUAUCAUCCACGCGUUGCAUGUUGACGACUGCGCCGACGCCUACGUUGCCAUUGCAUCCCACCCUCGGGUGGACGAGGUGCGCGGUCACGUCUUCAAUAUUUCGUCACAUCGGUAUGAAACGGUGGACGAAAUCGCCAGAGCACUGAUUGCCGAGUACAAUAUCCAGGGCCACCCUAAGUAUGUCGACGCAGAGGGGCGAGAAGCGGUGCUAUGGAUGCCAAUGUUGGUCAACUUCCCUCAAUGGGUGGAUUCAACCAAGCUGAGGAGAGCCACGGGGUGGAAAGAUCAUCGGCCAUUGUUUUCUGAAGCGUUACAUGUUUACCGCAUGGCGUAUGAGGCCGCGCAGGAGGCAGGAGACGAGGGUGUCUUGAGGGUACAGCAUGUUAUGGGCCGCAUCACUCGUCUACGAAAUCUUCUGUAA